Molecule: messenger RNA, 5753 nt
Organism: Homalodisca vitripennis (glassy-winged sharpshooter)
Lineage: Eukaryota; Metazoa; Arthropoda; Insecta; Hemiptera; Cicadellidae
Exons: 13
Coding region: 164-5332 (1722 amino acids)
Biological process (GO): protein refolding; cellular response to unfolded protein
Cellular component (GO): cytoplasm
Molecular function (GO): heat shock protein binding; ATP-dependent protein folding chaperone; ATP binding
Source: RefSeq, a predicted model, not a curated record
CGAACAUGUACAAGCGUUUACUUGCAGCAAUCUGUAGUUUCGUGUUUGAAGUAGAUAAGUUCAGUUUUAACUAGCACACAUUUGUGUCGGGUUUGCCCUCUAGCCCACGUUGUUCGUUUUUAAUGUUGCAUUUAAAGUUGAUUGUCCACAUUAGGAAGCAGACAUGUACGGAAUCGAUCUCGGGACCUCCUACGUCAGGAUGGCAGAGUUCAGUAGGAGGAGGGCUCAGCCUGUGGCGAUCUCGUGGGACGAUGACGAGGACGACUCUGAGAAGCUCGUGAGGAUCGAGGGGAUGAAUAUACACAUUGGGGACGACAUAUCAUGGCCACUGUUCUCCGAGAGUAAUACGAUGGCAUUCGGACCUAUGUGUCUACUAGGACGAAAGUAUGACCAAUCGGUGAAAGGUGCCAGCCAAUUUUGGAAUUUCAAAGUGGUUAAUGUGGAAGGCAAACCUCACAUAGAAUGCAAGAAAGGCAUGGAAACUGUGCAAGUCCAGCCGGAAACGGUCGUGAUCGAAAUCUUGGCGAAACUUAAAAGUCUUGCCGAGAAGCGAAGAACCAAAAAAGAGGAUAAAGAAGGAUCAAAAGAUAAGUUUGUGAUCGCGGUGCCCGGAUGUUAUACUUAUGCUCAGAGAAGAGCAGUUUUGUUCGCAGCUGCGCAGGCAGGGAUGGAGGUAGAAUAUCUAAUCAACAACACAACUGCGAUUGCCAUGACGCAAAUGGUUAGACCGGAAACUCGUAAACGUGUGAUCAUUGAUGUUGGAGCUGGAUCCUUUACUGUAUCUGCAAUCAGCAUCGAGAAAGACAAGCUGAAAGUUUUAUCGACUGUAGGUGAAAACGACUGGGGAGGGGAUGAUGUGAAUAAACUGUUUACCUCUUAUUGCAUAGAGAAGUAUGCAAGGGCACAGGGAAAAAGGAUGAAACCUAAGGAAUUAGAUGAGGUGAUACGUAGGUGCCAAGUGGCUAAACAUCAACUGUGUGAUAAUUCAUCUGUGACAAUAAAACUGCCGAAAGGCAGUUGUCAACUCGAGAAAGUCAUGUUUGAAGCAUGGAAUUCAGACCUACUCGAUCAUGUUUCUGGCCUCUUGGACAGGUGCUUGAUUGAAGCAGAAAUCGACCCUGACGAAGAAAAGGAUCUUCGUGUCACCAUGGUCGGAGGAACUUGUCAACUCCGCGAAAUUGAAAACAUUGUUGUUGGAAAGUUUAAAGACAACAAAUCCUGUGUUGUGGAAAACUUGUACUUGGACAGACAUUUAGUAGCCUGUGGAGCAGCUCUGAUGGCUGGAUACUCUAGUGGUGAAUAUAACCGUCUCGUUAGAGAAGUGGAAGAAGUGACGCCUCUCCUCGGAGUGAAGAAUCGUGAUGGCCGAGUCUGUGAGGUUAUCCCCUACCGAUCUUCACUUAAUAUCGCAUCUUCUUUGACUUCAUCUACUUCCGUCACCACUGGUACAAGUAGAGCUUGCAAAGUAGACCUUCAGGUGUACGAGCAAGAGAGGUCGUAUAUGGCGAAUUACGUUUUUCUUGGAGGUAUCUCUCUUGACCUCCCGGACAAUCUAGGAGGAGCUGAAUACGACAUUAAGGUUACUUUCAAGGUUGAAAAGAACACUUUUCUCGUGACUGUGACCGAACACACUACGGAGACGAGUAUUGAUAUUUUAAUCUCACACCAACAAGGAUUACAAAAAUAUGGCCCAUGUGUACAAGAACUGAAACCUUUGGAAAUUGAAUAUCUUCCUGAAUCUGACAUUGAUGAAGAAGACGAAGAUGAAGAAAAUUCCUCUCCCACAGAAAUCCAAAAAUGCACGUGUCCAAAGGUACAAAAACAUGGUACCGACUUACCAGCUAAGACUAGUACCAGAAGAGAAAGUGAAACAAGUUCUCCAGGCAGCAAAAGUACACGGAGUUCGGUGCAACAUAUAUGUGACAGUUGUAACGUCCCCAUUGCUGACUCCUCCGACGAUGAAACCGAAAAGUCCGAUUCCCGCUUAUGUAAACAGUGUGCCGAUUUAUUAACUCAGAAUGCUGCCAAAGAAACGGAAUCGCUCCCCAAUACAGACAAAAGUGCUGCUGCAAGUACAGAUAAUGAUAACGCUGGUUUUAAAAGUAAUGCGUCAUGUCAGACUGAAGAUGAAUCUCCAUCGUCCGCUGUUGAUGAAGAUUCUGAGAGGAUGAGAUGGACAUCUGAACCUGGAGAUAUUGUACCAUUCUCAAAUACCGAUGAAACUCCUUGGCCAUACCAACAUAAAGACAGCGCAGAGGAGAAAUCAUCAUCUCAGGCUGUGAGCAAACGAAAACCAACUUCUAAAUUAUACGUCCACGAUAGAAUUAAAAUACCAUGUACUUUGCAUGAAGAUCAUCUGCAAAAUAUAACACGCCCUAAAAUUGUUCUCAGUGAAGAGGAUUAUGUGUUUGGAAUUUAUCUUGGAACAACUAGUAUUCAACUUGGUUAUGCACAUGGACCAGAGCUUGAACUUGUACCUUACCUUCCGACUGUUAAAUAUUGCGAAAAUAAUUUGGUGAAAUUUGAGGAAGGAACUAUGAUAAUCGGAGAUAACUACGAGUGUGACAUAUUUGAUAGAAAUAAUAUCCUCCCCUGUGAGAUUUUACGACUUGUUGGACGUAGACACAGCAGUCACGUGAGGGAGAUAACCAAGUUUUGGCCAUAUCCAGUGGUGAACGUGAAUGGUUGGCCACACAUAACGUUCAAGCACAAAGAGAAGGAUGUAACAAUCAGCCCUGAGACGGUUCUAUGUGAAAUUCUGAAAGAAAUAAAACUGUUCCUGAAGAAAGUAUAUUGCAAAAAGAAGGAGCCUGUGGUCGCCAUCACGGUCCCUUCAGCGUGCACCUACGUCCAGAGAAGGGCAGUGAAGAAGGCUGCUCGGCAGGCAGGGUUGACGGUCCCUUAUCUGGUCAACGACACAACUGCCUUGAUGCUGUUCAAACGAUACAAAAUAUUUACGGGCACCUGUGUGAUCAUACACCUGGGAGGAGGGUCUCUAACUAUAUCUGCAUAUAGAGUGGUCCGAGAAAAGAUCAUAGUGCUCUCGACGGUAGGUGACAGCAACUGGGGAGGACACGAUCUGGACAACAGCAUUAUUGCCCAUUGUCACGAGAUAUAUCAACAAAAUGGAGGCACGGAAAUGUCAAGUGAAGACAUUAAAGCACUACGACUAAAGUGUGUGAAAGCAAAACACGAAUUGACUACUAAGAGAGAAACAAAAAUCGAUAUACCCGAUUGCCACGAACCUUGCAGCAUAACGCGUGAAGAUUUUGAAAACUGGAAUGACGUGCGGUUUACACAGCUGUCUGCCCUUCUAUCCAGGUGCUUAUGGGAGGCGCGAAUCGACCCGAAGAUAGAGCGUCCAGAAAAGGUUCAAGUAAUAUUACACGGCGGGUCUACCCAAGUGCCGAAAGUCCGGGAGAUAGUCCAGAACUGUUUCGCAGCACAUGUGAACGUAAAAACCAGUUACAGACUGAGAGACACUGCAGCCAGAAAGCCCGAGACCACUGCAGACAUAACAACGGAUUUUCGAAAAGUAGGAAAAACCGCGAAAGGGGCAGCCAUCAUGGCUGCCAUGGAAACGGGGAUUGCAAAGUUCAUUGAAUUUUGGCCGAAGGACGUAGAGGUUUGCGAACUGGCUCCACAGCUCGGAUUGAGAACAGCUUUCGGGAACUUCUCUGAGGUUAUUCCGCGCUCCUACUUUCCAAUGUGCAAGUACAAAAGCUACGUCGUCGACACACAAUAUGAAGGCGACGUUCGUAUACACGUGUUUGAGCGGGAAAGGAAUUAUACGAGCGAACACAGUUGUGUAGGAGGCGUCUGUCUUAAAUUCCCUCCGGGGAUUGGUGUUGUCUAUCUAAUAAUCACGUUCUGUGUUGAUCAACACGAUUUUGUCUUCACUGUGGCGGACUCGAAGUGGAAGCAGGUGAGAGCUGUGUUAAUGUCGGAAAAAUUUGGGGAUCCAGAGCUGACGGAUUCUGCAGGUCGAAUUCUAUUUCAUCCACGAGAACCCAUGUGCUUUGUUGGUUGGGUCGGACGUUCAGUAUCUACUGGACCCGAGAAUGAAGAACGAAGAUUAAAAGAAGACGAUAAAAUCUCAUCACCAGAAUGGUCUUUGAUAAAUGUCAAACUGUGUUUCUGUUCUCCAUAUAAAACGAGUAGAUUUGAGAUCGUCAGAAAUGUACCACGUCGCAGUUUACCUCCGCCUAAGAACAAAGUAUUCUAUGUCCGAGAUCAGUAUGGAACCUUGCAGACCACGUCUACGAGUGUAGAGUCUAUGCUAUGUCCCACCAUUCCUACCGUAGUGAUCGGAAUCAGUCCUGAGUUUGUAAUAUACAAUUGUCCUGACGUCAGUAAAGAAUUGCAGGGGAUUUCUAUUACUGAGAGAAAUCAAGUGUCUGCACCUGUCCCUAGAGGAACUGAAACUCAUGAUCCGACUGAAGAAGUGCAGAAGUCUGCAAUUGCUAAUAGUGAAAACCAGAACAUUUCUGUUGAUGGGGAAGGCCAAAGGUCGUUAGCUGAUAAAGGCGAUUCUCCUUCAGCAAAAGAAACACACGACACAAGUUCUGAUAUUCCCACCACCACGUCUGGAGGAAAUGACAAUUUUCCCAAUGUCAUUAGUAAUAUACGUACAGUUUCCAUUACUGAAGAGAAAGAAAAAUCAUUAUCUCCUCCGAGAGACACUGAAAACUUUAAUAAUGGUAAAGGGCUUGAAGCUUCUACCGCAGGUUCCGGUGUUACCACUGCCACAGACACUGGAGAUAAGCAAGGUGUUGUAACUGACAAAGUUUCUGAUGCUACUAUUGAAUUGCAGAGUAUUUCUGUUGGCGGAAGGAGUAAAAAAUCUUUACCCGGCAAAGGGGAUUCCCUUACAGGGGUCGCUAGUAAUAUUGUUGCCUCGAUUGGAGGGAAACCGGACCGUUCAGAUGAAAAUGCUCGUGGUGUGAUUAAAAAAGUGCUCAGAGAAGAAAGUCAAGAACCUUUAUCUGUCCUAAGAGACACUAAAAACAUUCGCAUUUCUGAUGAGAGCCAACUUCCUAAGCUAGAUACCAGUCUUUCCGCUGACGCGAAUGGAAAGAAGCUGGAGUCUGCAACUGAAAGUGAUACUGAUGCUAAUGGUGACAUCCUAAAACCUAUACCUGGCGAAGGAGCUUCCUCUCCUGUAAAAGAAACAGAAGUCCUAAGUAAGAGCAAAAAAAGACGCAGCAGGAAAAGAAAGUCUCUGCAAGCCAAAACUGCUUCGGAAAAUGCGAAAGAAGCCUCAAAUGAAAGUUCCGUCCCUUCUACUCCAAAAACAGGAAAAAAGAAAAGAAAUAAGAAAGAAGACAAGUAAUAAAAAAGAAAAUUAAAGUUGCCUGAAUGAAGACCCAGCUUUUACACCAGCAAGAUGGAACUAGAUGUUGCGCCUUAGUGAAAGAACGUCAUGGAUACCACUUGUCAGAGUCUGACCAUUCACUGAACAAAAAUAUGCCAGAAAGAGCUUACAGUCUAAGAAUAAUAAUUUCUGAAAUUAACGAUUUCUGCAAUUCAGCCAAACGUAGCGUCGUCACGUUAUAGAAAAGGGGAAAGCAUGCUCCUCGAUAUCGCUGGUUCUCUGGCCUCUUAAAAAUAUUUAGUAUCAUGUUUUAAUUAAUUGUCUUUGUUUAAUUUAUUUAUGUUGUUGUAAUGUAACUACACUCGUACUUUCUGCACGACAGAGUACACCCAUUAAUUUAUACAUUAAUGAAUCAAAUUAUAAAAGUUUUAAAACAUCA